AGUCCCCUGCCCUCCAGUCCCAGCCGGUGCCGCAAGGAGCCGGGUUGUGAGGCGUCUGCCCUGGACUGCAGCUGGCCAGAGCGACAGAGACUGCCAGCCACCUGCACCUGGCGCGGCUGUCUUCCAGGAUCUUGGGCUCUCUCUUCCCCUCCCCCUUCUGCCCCCACCUCCUUUUUUCCCACCUCCUCAAACCCUGACAUCAGCCUCCUCCUUCUCCUCCCCCUCCUCCACUAUCACCUUCUCUGGGGAGCUCAGACAGCUUCUCACUGCCUCCUCUCUCUUCUUCCUUUGCUCUUGCCAUUGAGACCCACCACUCCCCGCCAGCUUGUGCUCGUUCCUGGGCUUCCCCUUCUCAGCCUCUUCUCUCCUCCUUCUGUCUUCCUAUCCUGCUCCUCUCCCCCUCCCCCAACCAGAAGCAUCCCCUCCCCAGGACUGGGGCCGUAGCCUUGUCAUGUCAGGAUGGAGAUCCGGCAACACGAGUGGCUCUCGUCCUCCCCCCACGAGGGCUUCGAGCAGAUGAGGCUCAAAAGCCGCCCCAAGGAGCCCUCCCCGAGCCUUACUCGAGUAGGUGCGAACUUCUACAGCAGCGUCAAACAGCAAGACUACAGUGCCAGUGUCUGGCUCCGGAGGAAAGACAAAUUGGAACACUCCCAGCAAAAGUGCAUUGUGAUCUUUGCCUUGGUAUGUUGCUUUGCCAUCCUAGUUGCCUUGAUCUUUUCAGCUGUGGAUAUUGCAGGCGAGGAUGAGGAUGGACUCUCUGAAAAGAAUUGUCAAAAUAACUGUCGAAUUGCUCUGGUGGAGAACAUUCCUGAAGGCCUUAACUAUUCGGAAACAGCACCAUUCCAUUUGUCGCUUUUCCAAGGUUGGAUGAAUUUGCUCAACAUGGCCCAGAAGUCUGUUGAUAUAGUGUCUUCCCAUUGGGACCUCAACCACAGUCAUCCAUCAGCGUGCCAGGGUCAGCGUCUUUUUGAAAAGUUGCUACAAUUAGCUGCUCGAAAUAUUGAGAUCAAAUUAGUGAGUGAUGCAGCAGUCCAGUCAAAGGUAUUAGAAGACUUGAAAGUAAAGGGCGCAGAGGUGACAUACAUCGACAUGAAUGCCUACAACAAAGGUCGACUCCAGUCAUCCUUCUGGAUCGUUGAUAAACAGCACAUAUACAUUGGUAGUGCCAGCUUGGACUGGAGGUCACUAGGGCAGAUGAAAGAACUGGGUGUCAUCUUUUACAACUGCAGCUGUCUGGUCCUAGAUCUACAAAGGAUAUUUGCCUUGUAUAGCUCAUUAAGAUACAAGAGCAGAGUACCUCAAACUUGGUCAAAGAGGUUGUAUGGAGUGUAUGACAAUCAAAAAAAAUUACAACUUCAACUGAAUGAAACAAAAUCUCAAGCAUUUGUGUCGAAUUCUCCUAAAGUCUUUUGCCCUAAAAACAGGAGUUUUGACAUAGACGCCAUCUAUAGUGUCAUUGAUGAUGCUAAGGAGUUUGUGUUCAUUGCUGUGAUGGAUUACCUGCCUAUCUCUAACACAAGCACCAAAAGAACUUACUGGCCAGAUUUGGAUGGGAAAAUAAGAGAAGCGUUAGUUUUGCGAAGAGUUAAAGUUAGGCUCCUCAUCAGUUUCUGGAAGGAAACAGACCCCCUCACAUUUAACUUUGUUUCAUCUCUUAAAGCAAUUUGCACUGAAAUCGCCAACUGCAGUUUGAAAGUGAAGUUCUUUGAUUUAGAAAAAGAGAGUGCCUGCUCUACAAAAGAACAAAAGAACAAUUCCUUUCCCAAGUUAAACCGAAAUAAAUAUAUGGUAACUGAUGGAGCAGCUUACAUUGGGAAUUUUGAUUGGGUAGGAAAUGAUUUUACCCAGAAUGCUGGCACAGGCCUCGUAAUCAACCAGGCGGAUGUGGAAAACAGCACAAGUAUCAUCAGGCAACUAAAAGGGGUGUUUGAAAGGGACUGGUAUUCACCCUAUGCCAAAAACUUACAACCAACUAAACAGUCAAACUGCUCCAGUCACAAACUUAACAAAUUGGCAACAAACAAAACUGCUGUGGCAUAUAAUACAAGUGAGAAUGACCUCUUGAGUGUACAACAUGAAUGAAGACACCCAACAGGAUGGACAGAUGAACAUUUCCUAUCUACUAAUAAGAAACUAAGGGAAGUGGGGAAGCCAAAAAAAAAAAGUCUUUUUUAAGGAAAAAGCACACAUCAAAAAUGUUCUCAGAACUGCAUACAAUAAUAUCUAUAUAACUAUAUUAUAGCUCUAUAUACAGUGACUUAAGACUUUUAUAUUUGUUACUUCUGACAAUGAAUGUCAUUUCUGCUUAGAGGUUAGUUUUCAAGUUUUACAUUUCAAUUUAAAGACUUCAAUUCUCUUCCUGUUUCCUUGCCUGGUUAUACCACAAGAUUUGAGGGGAAAUGAAGGUGAGCUCUGUGAUGCCACUUCAAGAUCUGAUGACUUACAGAGGAGGGUGUGUAUUUCACCUUGGAAAGGAUACCAGUAGGAGCAUAUAAAGCACUCUCCAUUCCUAGACCACCACAUCCUCCUGCAAGCAUUAUUGGCUACCAUUUAUAUGCCGUCUUCCAAAACUAUGUGUAAAAAAAUUCCAUUUGGUUUUUUUUUUCUCAGUUCCUUCUAAUAGCAUAAAUUUUAUAUUCUCUUCACCCCUUAUAAAAUGUUCUUGUUCUAAGGAAUCCCUCUAAAUUCUAUUAUGUUCUUUCUCUACAACAUUAAUUCUGAAUACAGUAUCUUUUGCAAAUGCCUUAUUCCUCUGAAUGACUAUACAAAGGAAAUGAAAGUCUUCAAUUUUCACUUUUCCAACUAUGCUUUUCUACUAAAUUGGUAUUUUUGAACUGCAACCUGCAUUCUCUUGUGCAUUUUUGCCUGCUCCAAAAGUCAGGUGGAUUGCCAAUUUAGAAAAAUAAUAAUCACUACUAAUUUCCAACAAAGUUAGGUGAAGCCAGAUUUGGUUUAGGUUUGUUGGGGUUUGGAUUUGGAGAGGGAUGAAUUUUUUAUUUUACGUUUGUAAAGAAUUUGGCAUUAUGAAGGAAAGACCUUUGUGGAACAAUGGUAUUAGAUUGCUUUGAAUCAUUAUUUUGCUUUUGAGAGUAAUUCAGCAAAAGUUUGUAGCACUCUUCCUCUAUAGUCACUUAAGAUGCCAAAUGCUUUUCAGAGAAAUGCAAUUUUAAAUUUAAAACUGUGCUUUCCAUAUUUUACUAAUCAGCUGGUUUACUAAUGCUGAUUAGGCUUGUUCUAUACUCUAGUUCUAUACUCUAGUCAUUAUUUUAUAAAUAUACAAUAUAGACCCAUAAAUAUAUUAAUAGAGGCUGUUGUCAUACGAGAGAGGCAUGGUCUAGUCUGAGCACAGAGUUGGCAGCCAGGAUGAAAGAGUCCCGGAUCUUCUCCUGGUUCCCUCUAUAGCUAGAGACAAGACACAUCACCCCUUUGCCUCCAGUUUCUAUUGGUAAUGUAGGGACAGUAAUACCCACCUACCUCACAGGGAUGUUGUGAGGUUUAGGAAAUAUUUACAAAGUGUUUUGAAAUCAAAAGAGCCUAUAUAAAUGCUAAGCAUUAUUACAUAUAAUCUUCUUUCUUGAAAUCAACUUGGUGAUAACCUAAUAUAAUAAAUACUAAGUUCUUCCUGAGGAACUGAUGGAGGAACAAAGCAUGUGUCUUCGAAGUUACAGAUUUGUAUGAAAAUCUCAUGGAGACAUAAGAACCCUAAUGGAAGUCUGUGUUAUCAAUGAUGCUAGGAAAACAUUUGAGUGGAACAUUUUGGUGUGCCAUUUUUGUACCAGUGUAUAGUAGCAUCAACAUGGAACACUAGCUGGCCAUCCUUUUUGAAACCAACAAAACAAUUGGUUUUCAGAACAAGAAAAAGCAUUCUCUCUGACCAUGCUUCUUUUUCAACCACUUGGUUCUUAUCAUACCAGAAGAAACAGAAAUAUGCAUCAACUUCAUCAGGUGGAUCCUGCUAUUAAAAACAACUGGUUAUUUGACUCACCACUGUAAAACUUUCCAGAUGAUUUCAAAUAAUGCUUGGUUGGACAUGUCAACCAGUUAGAAAAUGGUGCAUGUACUAGAACUGUAUUUUUUUAAAGGAUACUGUACUUUUGUGAAAGAAUUUGAUUUUUUAAAAGGUCUGUGGGUUUUAAAGACAUUCUUUUAUCACUAAUGGCCAGCCUGUCUAGUCUGAAUAUUUUACACAGAUUCCAUUUAUUGUAGGGUGCUACAUGGAUAGCUUUGAUGUAAUGCGGGGAUCAAUAACCAUUCCACUAAAGUGCAGUACAUUUUGGUAAGUUAGCUUCAAUAAAAAUAAAAUGGGGUGGGGUGGGGAUGAAGAAUACCCUUGAACUAAAUAGAGCAAGCCUGAGUUUAGAUCUGCAAAGGACAGCUCUAAAGGGAGAAGGGAACAGCUGGUUCCACUGGGACAGCACUGUUUUAGCUUUAGAGGGAGAGGUGAGAAACACCACACAAACUCUCUUGGAAUAGCUACAGUGAAGAAACAGGUUGGAAAUGACAGGGGGUGGAUGAGAAGAGGAGAAAGUACAGCUAAGCAUUGUACAUGUGAGGGGAGACAUUGUUCUGGCUGGGCAUUGCAACUUACCUCCCUACCCUGCCCAGGUAGAACCAUUAUAUCCAGAUUGUGCACAGAAUCUGCUGCUUCUGCCCAUGCACCAAUAGCAAUAUUUCUACCCUAGUAACCCCAUGAAAUAUGGUGCAGAGACUUACCAGCCUGAACAUAUUUGGCAAUGGCAGAUUGGUCAAGAAAUGCUUCAAGACAACAUUGACAUUAUCCAACUUCUCAGAAGAUUGCUCUUGGGCAGUGAUAGGCAGACACAUUACUAUGCAGAAGGUAUUAUGCUCUGUAGCAUUUUGAUUUGUUUUUCUAUUUUGGGUGGGGAAGGGGGUUUCAUUGCUUCCCUGUGAAAUGGCUUAUCUCCUUUUUGGCUUUGAAGCUAUGUAUGCUUACAGAUUCAAAAGAUUCUACUUCCAUCAGAAGAAGGCUGGAGGAAAUUGUGUUUUCUCUAAACUCUCCCCAAACACUACAAGAAUUUUCAAGAAGUUAUCAUCAUACUUCCAAUAAGAGUAGUUGGUUGACCCCAGGGAUGAUUCUUCCAAGUAAAUCAAAAUGAAACAUGGUUGUUAUUUGAGAAUAUAUGAUAGACCUGUGUACUGCAAACAUUGACUAGUGCCUUAUUCAUUCUCAAGCAUUGAGUUCAAAUAAUGGUUACUUGUACAUGGGCAAUUAUUCAGUUCAAUGUGAUAUCACUUAUUGAAUAGAUAAAGAUUGAGAACCUUUCUAUUACAGCCUUGCAGAUAAAUACCCCAAUUCUUUCAACCACUCUACCAUUCUCAAGUCAUACUUCCCUCAUUACACAAUCAAAUUCAAGCACCUAUAUAUAUUUUUGUUACCAUUGGUAUGUCAUGCACUGUAAUUGGGCCCUGAAACAUAAGCAUUUGAAAGAUUAAUUUAGCCAUAAAUCAUUGGGUUUAAAAGUCCUAGAGAUCAUACCAUCAUUCUUUCCUUUAUGAGUCAUAGACUCUUAAGGGUUGGAAGGGACCUUAAUUUUUUGGAAAAUUUUAUUUAAUUAGUUAAUUUAGAAUAUUUUUUCCAUGGUUACAAGAUUAAUGUUCUUUCCCUCCCCUCCCUCCAACCCCCUCCUGUAGCUGAUGUGCAAUUCCACUGGUUUUACAUGUGUCAAUGAUCAAGACCUAUUUCCAUAUUAUUAAUAUUUUUUUGAAAAUUUUAUUUAGUUAAUUUAGAAUAUUUUAGGAAGGAACCUUAAAAAUCUAACCCCUACUUAAAGUAUUAAUCCCAUCUAUGACAUCUUUGUCAAAUAGUCACCCAGCACCAGACUGAGCAUCUCCAGUAAGGUGGAUCUUAAGACUCCAUGCCUUGAUAUUGAGUUUAUUCCUGAAUGUGAUGGAAUAAACAUUAAAUUUUUCUACCAAGAUAUUACUGUGUCUCAAAGAACAUGUAGAAAGGUAUAACAUGGAAUUCUGCGGUUCAGUGCAUCACAGUGUUGACAUCUUCUAACUGACAACAGAAGGGACUGAGUCAAGAGCUCCCAAAUACACAGCUUUGAGAACUAAGAAAAUAUUCUCAAUCUGUAUAGCAUCAUCCCUAUCUCAGUGGUCAUGGAGCAUUUCCCAAUAAGGCUGUAUCUAUAAUCUACAUAUCUUUAGCUAGAUAUCUGUAUGUAGAUAUAGAUAAUUUUCAUCUUGGGUUGAAGUGAGAUGAGUUCAAACCUUUUUAAAUCUAACCUUUUUAACUUUUUGUUAAUUCAAUUACUGGAUUAUUUUUUAAGUGCCUCAUUGAGCCCUAGAGACUGAAUGAUACUCAUUUCCCACCAACCUAUAGUUGUAGUCAAGUAAAUCAAUUGAAACAGAAGACUGUAUAAGACAUUGUUUUGUUCUAAAAAUACAAAUGGAAUUUGAGACUGAGAAAACAUUAGAACAUAAGAACCACUAAACUGGGCCAAACUGAAGGUCCAUCCAGCCCAAUAAUUGUGUAUUAGAAUUUGCCUUUUCUGUAUGUGUCAUUUAUACUUCAUUACACUAGAAAGGGAUGUUGCUUUGUUGUUGGUUUUUAAUCUGGCAUAUGAUUUCGUCAGAGUGGAGGACCCCAAGUAUGAAAACUCUUUCCAUUAAUGCAAAUCAGUAAAUUAUCUAUAACAGAUUAUAUUAAUUUUAGAGAAUAGUGUGGUAAGAAUGAGAGAUUAAGUGAUUUACCCAUGGUCACAGGGCUAGCAUCUCUCAGAGGCAGGACUUGAAUCCAGAUCUUCCUUGACUUCAUCAAGGUCAACCCUCUGCCUACUAUACUAUGAUGCCUCUUUUCCUAAGUUUGCCAGUUCAAAAUUCAUUCUACUAUAUUUGAUGCUUCUUUAAAAAAAACUGCCUGAAUUCUAAUUAGAACCAGCUUACUUUGUCAAGUGCAAUGUUUGUUGUUGAUUGUUCAAACAAGUCCCCUAAAAGAGUCCCAUGUAUUCCUAGUAAAUGUUUCAUUCAUUUUAUCUAUACACCUUAUUCCUAAUGCCAGACUUUUGGAGAGGAUAUACUUUAUCUUCAGCCUUCUGGGAUAUAAAAUUAAUCUGAAUUCCCUCUAACUAUAGACAGGCUGAAUACAUUUUUUGGUUCUUUUUCCACCAUGCAAUAUAAAUUUGCUUCCUUUCCUAAAUGGGAGCUAUUACUCCUUUCCUGCUCUAUUUUGAUAACCAAAUUGCUGUUUGCCACUUCUGCUUUAUCCAUUUAAAAUUGCUGAAAGGCUUAAAUAAACCUUGGACUCAGAUGCAGCAUAUCUUGCAAUCCUGACUUUAUUUAUGUCACAGUGCAGUUUCUUGAACCCCAAAAACUGUAUUUUCUUCAUUUUAUGUGGACCAUGAGCAGGACUGCAGGUCCAGAAUUUUUUGAGAUGACUUUUGUUACAUAAGUAACUUUAGAUACCUAGGUGAAAAGAAGUAUGAAUUUUGAGAAGCUGGAUGGGUAUUUGUUUUUGCUAUGCUAACAACAUUCUAUUCUGUUAUAAAUAUAUUAAAUUUGUAAAUGCAUCUUAAUUAUACUGAUGGAAUAAUAUAUCUCAGCCUAUGUAGGGACAUGAAACUAGUUCUUCAAUUCAUAAAUAAGUUGGCACAAUAAAGGCUGGGUUUGGGAGAUGGUUAUAAAUCUCAAUUCUUUCGUAACUGAGCACUAAACUUUAUAGAAUAAAGUAUCAAAAUGAAGGCCUUUUCAUACUGUGAAAUGAGGCUGGUUUUCUUUUUCAUCAUAUCUUGGUCUCAGAAAUCAAGUUAGAUGGCAAUUACCAUAUUAUAUCAUGAUAAGUGACUGAAAAGAAUAAAGUCUAUGCUGAAGGACCAGGGGUUAUGGUCCCAUUGUUUUGUAAAUUAGCCCAAGAAAUUGUCUUUGUAACAUUACUCUUAUCUCUAUAAAAAUAUUUGUUUUUAA
Messenger RNA from Monodelphis domestica (gray short-tailed opossum), 7926 nucleotides. It is a transcript of the gene PLD5, whose product is annotated as phospholipase D family member 5. Gene Ontology annotation, molecular function: catalytic activity. NCBI's taxonomy places the organism in Eukaryota, Metazoa, Chordata, Mammalia, Didelphimorphia, Didelphidae. The record is from RefSeq and is a predicted model, not a curated record.